Molecule: messenger RNA, 1588 nt
Organism: Candidula unifasciata
Lineage: Eukaryota; Metazoa; Mollusca; Gastropoda; Stylommatophora; Geomitridae
Source: the annotation of a GenBank genome assembly
AUGUCUACCAGAUCCCACUGGUCACAUCCAUAUCCCCGGUCACUUCCACAUCCCCUGGUUAUUUCCAUAUUCCCUAGUCACUUCCAUAUCCCCUGGUCACUUCCAUAUCCCCUGGUCACUUCCAUAUCUCCUGGUCACUUCCAUAUCCCCCGGGCACUUCCAUAUUCCCUGGUCACUUCCAUAUCCCCGGUCACUUCAAUAUCCCCUGGUCACUUCCAUAUCCCCUGGUCACUUCCAUAUCCCCUGGUCACUUCCAUAUCCCCUGGUCACUUCCAUAUCCCCUGGCCACUUCCAUAUUUCCUGGUCACUUCCAUAUCCCCCGGGCACUUCCAUAUUCCCUGGUCACUCCCAUAUACCCUGGUCACUUCCAUAUCCCCUAGUCACUUCCAUAUCCCCCGGGCACUUCCAUAUUCCCAGGUCACUUCCAUAUCCCCCGGUCACUUCCAUAUCCCCCGGUCACUUCCAUAUCCCCUGGUCACUUCCAUAUCAACUGGUCACUUCCAUAACCCCGUCACUUCCAUAUCCCCUGGGCACUCCCAUAUCCACUGGUCACUCCCAUAUCCCCUGGUCAAUUCCAUAUCCCCCGGGUACUCCCAUAUCCCCUGGGCACUUCCAUAUCCCUGGGUCACUUCCAUAUCCCCUGGUCACUUCCAUAUCCCCCGGUCACUUCCAUAUCCCCCGGGCACUUCCAUAUUCCCUGGUCACUUCCAUAUCCCCCGGUCACUUCCAUAUUCCUUGGUCACUUCCAUACUCCCUAGUCACUUCCAUAUCCCCGGGUCACUUCCAUAUUCCCUGGUCACUUCCAUAUUCCCUAGUCACUUCCAUAUCCCCCGGUCACUUCCAUAUCCCCUCGUCACUUCCAUAUUCCCUAGUCACUUCCAUAUCCCCGGGUCACUUCCAUAUCCCCUGGUCACUUCCAUAUUCCCUGGUCACUCCCAUAUCCCCUGGUCACUUCCAUAUUCCCUGGUCACUUCCAUAUUCCCUGGUCACUCCCAUAUCCCCCGGUCACUUCCAUAUUCACUAGUCACUUCCAUAUCCCCUGGUCACUUCCAUAUCCCCUGGUCACUUCCAUAUCCCCUGGUCACUUCCAUAUUUCCUGGUCACUUCCAUAUACCCGGUCACUUCCAUAUCCCCUGGUCACUUCCAUAUCCCCUGGUCACUUCCAUAUCCCUGGUCAUUUCCAUAUCCCCCGGGAACUUCCAUAUCCCCUGGUCACUUCCAUAUCCCCCGGGCACUUCCAUAUUCCCUGGUCACUUCCAUAUCCCCGGUCACUUCAAUAUCCCCUGGUCACUACCAUAUCCCUGGUCACUUCCAUAUCCCCUGGUCACUUCCAUAUCCCCUGGUCACUUCCAUAUCCCCUGUCCACUUCCAUAUUUCCUGGUCACUUCCAUUUCCCCCGGGCACUUACAUAUUCCCUGGUCACUCCCAUAUCCCCUGGUCACUUCCAUAUCCCCUAGUCACUUCCAUAUCCCCCGGGCACUUCCAUAUUCCCAGGCCACUUCCAUAUCCCCCGGUCACUUCCAUAUCCCCCGGUCACUUCCAUAUCCCCUGGUCACUUCUAUAUCCCCUGGUCACUUCCAUAUCCCCG